This is a messenger RNA of Paramecium octaurelia, 645 nucleotides long. Lineage: Eukaryota; Ciliophora; Oligohymenophorea; Peniculida; Parameciidae. The record is from the annotation of a GenBank genome assembly.
AAAUAUAUGUCAAGUCAAAAUGAAGAAGAAAGCGAUGUCCAAGAUGUUGAUAUCAUCAGUAAGUACACGAGUGAUUACAACGGCGAGCAAUCGAGUCAACAACCCUAUUAGGAAUCACAUGAAUAUGAAAGAGUUGCUGAUGAUAUUAAAUCAGAUUACAUCUCACAUCAGGAAUCCUUCUUUGUUAAAUAGCCUCCCCUUUAGAAUAACAAUAAUAACAAUGCGGAAAACGAAGAAAUUGUUAAAUCAUGCAUGAAGAAGGCCUCUGCAAUCAACGAAUAAAUCAUGAUCCAAAGGAAAUAGCUCAAAGAUCAAUUCAAGGAGUUUUAGAAUGUAUUCGAAUUUACAAUGACUUUAGACCAUAAACGCUGCAAGAAGCAACCUUAAAGAUUAUGAUAUGCCUUAUCAGACGGCUCAUUUUCCUUUGUAUUUAAAGACUUAAGAAAAAUUUGUGGUGUUGCCUGCUUAAAAUCUAAAUAUUAGGAAAGGGACGGUUGAAUCCUUCAUCAAGACCAAUUUGGAAAAUGAGAAUUCAGUUAAGAAAGCAGAGCAAGACAAAAGAGUGGCAUUUAAGCAACGAAGACCGUACCAGAGAAGAAAAUUCGAUUCUUGAUUAUAAUGAGACAUCAUUUAAUCGUAUUUAGU